Messenger RNA from Babesia sp. Xinjiang, 420 nucleotides. RefSeq lists its product as uncharacterized. Lineage: Eukaryota; Apicomplexa; Aconoidasida; Piroplasmida; Babesiidae. The record is from RefSeq and is a predicted model, not a curated record. The transcript has a single exon. The coding region runs from base 1 to 420 and encodes 139 amino acids.
AUGGUGGAGGUACCAAAUUGUGAUAGUAGUAUCGCAGAAGCCUCUGUAACAUUACCGAACCACGAUGCCGAGACGUUGGUCAUAUUGGCUUACAACGUCCCGGUAGAAUACCAAUUAACUAACUUUGAAAAUCUGCUAUCAGCACACAUCUCAGAUAUUAGUAAGGUAACCAUUAUUCCACCUUUCUCGUGGCAGGACCGUGUGGACUCCGCUUGGAAGAUUGUCUGUCAAGAUCGUAAUAUUCAUGAAUCCAUUUUGAAGCUGGAAUCAGUUUUAGUAAAACUGAAUGGUAUCCAUAGUACGCCACAAUCAAUUGCCUUUGUCGCAGGAGACGAAUAUGACCUUCCGAGUAUACCGUUCAGGGAAGAUGAGAAAUCGAUUAUGCUUGAACGUCCAAGAUUGAGAACAUCCAAGCGUUAA